Schistosoma curassoni is the source of this 4790-nucleotide messenger RNA. Lineage: Eukaryota; Metazoa; Platyhelminthes; Trematoda; Strigeidida; Schistosomatidae. The record is from the annotation of a GenBank genome assembly.
AUUUGAGUAGUUUUUAUCUCUUAAAUGAAUAAAAACAAAAGUUAAAAAAAAAUGAUAAAAAGAUUAUUUAUGAUUAUCAUUUUUUAAAAUUUUAUUUGUUUUAUUUAUCAACAUUGAACAAUUUCAUUUGUUUCCUAAUAAAAUCUAUGAAACAUUUAAACAAUAUAUAGGAAUCAUUUUAAGGACAAAUAUAUCAGUAUAUACAUGUAUAUAAACACACACACACAUACAUACAUACAUACACAUAUAUACACCCAGAGACUAAUAACAACAAUGUUGUCAAAUUUAUCUAAAAAUUGACACCGAAAAAUAAAAUUAUCUCAACAACAAAAAAAAUAUUGAAAAGUUUACUUAAAUAUGAAAGAUUUUAAAACUGAUUAUAAAUUACCAACUAAUUUACCUUAUUCAACAUCAUCUUCAUCUUCAUCCUCAACCUCAUCCUCGUCAACGACAUCAUCAUCGUCAUCAUCAUCGAUAUCAUCAUCUUCAUCACCAUCAUCAGUAAUGUAUAUAAACAAUAAACUAUCAGAUAAUACAUUAAAACAUUCAUUUUAUAUCACUGAUCAUAAUCAAAAUAAUAAUAAUAAUAAUAGUACUACUAAUUGUAAUACCAUUGAACGUAAAUUAAAAACAAGAUUAGAAUCAUUUCCGAAAAUGUAUAGUAUCCAAGAAAAUAUUGAUUAUGAAUUCCGUAUAAAAUUACCAAAAAUCAUUACAAAUUAUCAUAAUAAACAAACAAAAUAUUAUUUAAAUUUAAAUUAUAAUAAAUUUUAUAAAAAACGUAAAACAUUUAAUUUAAUGAAUUAUACAACAUAUAAACCAAUAUUGAAUUAUUCUUAUCAUAAUGAAGAGAAUGAUAUAAAUAAAGGAAAUAAUAAAUUAUCAUUACAACGUUCACUUGUAACUAGUUGUACGAAUACUACUAUUACUACUACAACAACUACUACUACUGCUAAUACUACUUAUAACAAUAAUAGUAAUCAUAAUAAUAAUAAUAAUAAUAAUACAAAUAGUACAUUUUAUAAACGUUCUGAUUAUGGACGAUUUAAACGUAGUAAAGAUUAUGGACCAUCUUUAUCUGAUGUUCCAAUGAAUGUUGAUUUUAAUACAUUAAAUCCAUCAUGUACAUCAAAUCGUUAUCAUAUAUUUAAUUUUGAACAAGUGAAAUAUUUAGAUGAAAUAAUGAAUUCAUUUAUAAGUAUUUCACCAAAACCUUUGUAUCAAAAUUUUUUAGGUACAAAUAAUAUUAUAUCAACAUCAUCAUCAUUAUCAUUAACAACUACAUCAUUACCAACAAUCAUUAGUAAACCAUGUUCAUGUUUCUGUACACAUGAUCCAAUUAUUUAUGAUUUUAUGAAACAAACAUAUACAAAACAUUCAGAUCAUUUAUCAUCUGACUGUUUGAAUAAUUCGACUAAUUUUAAUAAUACGGAAAAUCGUGAUAAUAUUGAUAAAGUAAUCUCUUCAUCCGUUCCAACUACAGUACCAGUAUCAAAAGGAAAUAAUUUAGUAACAUCCAUUCCUGACGCCUCUUCCAAUAGUGAAAUCAAUAACACAAGCAAUGAUAAUAACAUAAAUAAUGCUUAUCAACAUCUAACAAAUGAUUCUUGCUUACCUAAUCAUCACAAUACAAUUUCACAUUCUCCUAUUCCGUUUACAUUACAACAACCACUGAAACUACCAACUAUUCGUACACAAUUAAAGAAACUUAUUAGAACAAUACGCGAUGGAUUACUGAAAGAAUCAAUACCAGUUAAAGAGAUACGCUUAAAUGGUGAAGUUGCAAGUUCUAUUAUUAUUGGUUCAGAAAAUAAACAAACAUUUCAUGAUAUAGAAUUAUUAUUUUAUGUUGAUUUAUCUAAUUCUACAACAUGUACAAAAAUUAAAUCAGUAAUAUAUUCAUGUAUUGAAAAUAUUUUAAAAGAUACAAUUAUUUUAGAAAAUUUAUCAAAUAUUACAAAUCAUUGUAUAUUUUGUUAUCAUUCUACAUUACCAUUGAAUGUAUCAACAAUACAAACAACACAGAAUCCUUUAUCAUCAUCAUCAUCAUCAUCAUCAUCAUCAUCAUCAUCAUCAUCUUUAUCAUAUAAUUGUAAAUAUUGUUCAUAUUAUAAAUUGAAUCCAUUCAAUAUACCGGUUCAUUUAAAUAAAGAAAAUGUAGAAAAUUUAAAUCAACAAAAAAUCAAUAAAAAUCAAUUAUCUAAUUUCUAUUUUCCUAUCAAUCAGUCAUUUAUUCAUCGUCAACCAUUACAUGAAAAUCAAUUCGAUACUAUAUCAUAUAAUAAUAAUAACAUUAUAGAAGAGAAUCCUUCUAAAUAUUCUAUGUUAAAUAAUAAACAAACAAUAAGUAAUAAUAAUAAUAAUGAUUAUUAUAAAUUAAAUCAUUCAUUAUGUCAUCAUCAUUCAUUAUUAUCAUCUAUAGAAUGUCCAAAAUGUUCAACAUGUUCAAGAUUAUUGAAUCCAUUCAAUCAACAUAACAAUAUAAAUUAUAAUAAUAAUAAUAAUAAUAAAAGUAAUAAUAAUAUUAUUAUUAUGAUUAUUAAACAAUAUAUACAAAAAAUAAUACGUAUCUAUAAACCAACAAAUACUACUUAUGAUUCAUGGUUACUAUUUAUUAUUGGUUAUCAUACAAUUAAUAAAUCGAAUGAAAAAAUUAUAAAAAUUAAAUUUAUUGAUCGUAUAUCACGUGAAUAUGAAUUUACAAUUGAUAGUUUUCAUAUAAUAAUUAAUAAUUUAAUAAAAUUUUAUGAUUUAAAAAAAAAUAAAAAAAAUAAAAAAAUAAAAAAAAUCAAUAAAAAUUAUUAUCCAAUUAUAGUAAUUAAAUCAGUAGCAUGUAGUUAUAUAGAAGCAUUAAAACAUUUAAAUAAUAAUAUGAUAGUAAUAUAUAAACCAGAAGAAAUAUAUGGUGGUGGAUUAUUAAAAUAUUGUAAAUUAUUAAUAAAUGGUUAUAAACCAUGUAAAAUGAUUGAUAUAAAAUUAAUGGAAAAAUAUAUGUGUUCAAGAUUUUUUAUUGAUUUUUCAAAUAUAUUAAGUCAAUAUUAUCAAUUAAAUGAUUUUUUAAUGAAUUAUAUAGAAAAUAAUUAUAAAAUAAAAAUAGAUUAUUUAAAUAUCUUAUAUGAAGUUGUUUCACAUUCUACAAUCUGUUUAAUGACACAUGAAAGACAACAAACAUUAUGCUUGAUUCAAAUGUUCUUACGUGAUGUUACUGAGCAAGAAAAACAAAAUAAACAAUCUGUUGUACAUUUGCAAGAAUUCUCGUCAAAAGAUUGGGCAUUAGAUAAAGUAUUUUACGGGACUAAUUACUUUCCUAAACAAUUAUAUUCAAUAAAUGAUCAACAUGAAUUAUAUGAAUUAUACAAUCCUCAAUGUCAAUUUGAAUUCAUGAAUAAUUCAAAAGAUAUAACUGAUCAACAAAAUUCUACAAUUUCUAACUUAUUUCAAUCAAAUAUUGAUUUGAAACAUGUAAACAAAGUGGAAAACACUUCGAAUGUUGAAGAUGAAAAUAAUGAUAAUAAUGAUGCACAAAGUCACAACAACAACAACAACAAUGACACUGAUGACAAUAACAAUGAUCAUAUACAAUUUACAAAUGAAUCACAAACUGAUGUAAACUAUAAUAAUAACAAUAAUUACAUUGAGAAAUCUAUGGAAAAUAAUAAUCACUUACAAAAGACUGUUGACAAUUCAAUUUAUAUAAAGAAAACAAUGAAUGAUAAUGAAAAUAUACAGAACAUUUCACAAAUUCACAAUAAAAUGACAUAUUCAAAUCAGAAACUAUUAUGUAUGAAUAAUUGUGCAUUAUGUAAUCAACAUAUUCAUUCUCAACUCUGUCAUAAUCAUCCUCAUCAACAUGAUAAUAAUAAUUAUUAUUAUCAUAAUCCAUACUGUUAUCAUUAUCAUCAUCAUCAUUCUUGUCAAUUUAAUAAUGAAUUAUAUUAUAUACCACAAAUUGUCACCUAUUUUCCUGCUAAUGAAUAUCUAUUUCCAUUAUCUACAAAUAAGAAUCAAGCAUUUUAUUCAAUGCCACAUAGUACCAUUCCAGACCAUAAUAAUGAUACUACUUGUAAUAUUACUAUUAAUACUACUACUAAUUCUACCAUUACAAAUAAUGGUAAUCAUCCAACAAUAAAUAUUCUAUCCAAUAAACUUCCACAUUAUCAUGCAAAAAUACUUCUACCACAUGAUAAUAGUGUAGAAGCAACAAAUAAUGGCAAUAUACGAUAUUAUGUCGGUGUACCAUGCUCUUAUCCAUCGAAUAUAAUCUGUUCGAAAUAUUCUUCAAAUAAUAUUAAUAAUAAUACUGUACAAACAAGAGAUGAUAUAUUAACUUAUUGUGGUGAACCAUUUAUUUAUUAUACACCAGAUCAAAAUUAUUAUAUUUAUUCCACACCAACAUCAACUAUUACUUCAUCUAUACAAGAAAAUAUUCCUAUAUUGUAAAUUAUUUAUUAAAUUUCCAUCAAAUUUAUGCCAUUCAUAACUUGAUUGAUUUAUACACAAAAAUCUAUCUGUAUGCAUUUCUUUAUAAAUGUGAAUAAAUGAUUGAGAAAGAGAAGGAGAGAGAGAGAGGAAGAGCGAAAGAGAGGAUAAGAGAGGGAGGUAGGAAGUGAGGGAAAUAAAUGUCUAAAAAUUUAAGAUACAAUCAGGCAGCAGUAUUUUAAAAUUUACAUUUUCACAAAAUUAAUUAAUUUAUUUUUGGUUUUUCCAUAUAAAAAGAAGAAAAUAAAAAAAUGAGAAAAAAAGUAUUUGACAUUAUUUUCAAUUCAACUCAUAUACAUAUAUAGAUACUG